This is a messenger RNA of Acaulospora colombiana, 723 nucleotides long. The record is from the annotation of a GenBank genome assembly. NCBI's taxonomy places the organism in Eukaryota, Fungi, Glomeromycota, Glomeromycetes, Diversisporales, Acaulosporaceae.
AUGAUAUCAUUUUAUCCAACCCAGGCAAAGGCCCUCGUAACCCUCGUUCGCGAAAGGCCCUUAUUCGUGUUAACUAUGAAAAAUGGUGAAAAUCGGUUCAACACCAACUUCAUUAACGCUCUAUUCUCCGCACUAGAUGAUAUCGAGCGAAUCCGCGAAGAAGAAGACGGUGAACCGGCAGCUUUGGUAACGAUGGGUGAGGGAAAAUUUUUUAGCAAUGGGCUGGACUUGGAGCACGCGUUGAGCACGCCAGGAUUCUUUGAUGAAUACUACUUGAAACUUUUAACUAGAAUGUUGACGUUUCCGAUUCCUACGGUGGCAGCGUUGAAUGGGCAUGCCUUCGCUGGCGGAUGUAUGUUCGCGUUGGCGCAUGAUUAUCGGGUUAUGCGGAGCGACAGGGGAUAUAUUUGCAUGAAUGAGGUAGACCUGCCGUCGCCUCUGCAUCCAGGAAUGGCGGCCAUAGUAAGGAUAAAGAUGUUACCUAAAACCUAUAGAGAUUGUGUGUUACAAGGUCAUAGAUUUAACGCUCAGGAAGCAUUGGAUCAACAGUUGGUGGAUGAGAUUGUUGAGGGCGAGAAAGAGGUUCUGGUCAAAGCUAAGGAGCUAGGAUUAAAAUGGUCGGGGAAAGCCAAAGCUGGAGCAAUUUACGGAAUGUUAAAAAGAGAAAUGUACGCAGAGGGAAUUAGGUAUCUGGAUGUUAAAGGAUGGCAAGCUAAAUUAUAA